Porites lobata is the source of this 689-nucleotide messenger RNA. The record is from the annotation of a GenBank genome assembly. NCBI's taxonomy places the organism in Eukaryota, Metazoa, Cnidaria, Anthozoa, Scleractinia, Poritidae.
GGUAGUUUACAAGGCCUCCAGUGGCUAGACAGUUUCAGUGACAGACUUAUUCGUUUGGCCCAUGCUGCCUCUACGCAUAGCAACAUGCAGUCUCACCUUAAACUAUUUACACAGUUUUGUAACGACCUCGGUCAUCAGCCUUUCCCCGUUCAAGUCACCACGAUUUUGCGCUAUCUUGCUUUUCUUUCGCUUCAGGUAGAGCUUUCGGCACUAUCCAAAAUCACAUUUCCAGCAUUAAGCAUUUUCACCUGUUAUUAGGUUUUUCCCCCGGAUGGGAUUCGGCCUAUUUAUUUCAAUUAGCUUUACGGGGAUCUAAACGUUUGCUUAGGACGUCACCUUUUCGUAAACUCCCUAUCACUCCCAAAUUGCUUUUAUCUAUGGCUCGUUUGUUCAAUCUAGGAAACCCUCUCCACGCGGCCAUGUGGGCGCUUUUUUUAGUUGCCUUUUUCUCCUUUCUCCGCAAGUCUAACUUAGUGGCGGAUUCUCUUAGCGCGACUUCCGAUAAGCUACCUCGUCGCUGUGAUUUCGUUUUAGCCCCCGAGGGGGCUUUUUUGCAGAUACGCGCCACUAAAACUAUUCAAUUUAAACUGCGUAUUUUGUCGAUUCCGCUGCCAUUCAUUCCAAACUCUCCACUCUGCCCUGUCUCUGCAUUAAUCAACCAUUUUCGCCUCAAUCGUCUGGCUUCGUCC